This is a messenger RNA of Capsicum annuum, 2853 nucleotides long. Its product is annotated as cell division cycle protein 48 homolog. Gene Ontology annotation, cellular component: cytosol; nucleus; VCP-NPL4-UFD1 AAA ATPase complex. The transcript is spliced from 9 exons. Gene Ontology annotation, biological process: mitotic spindle disassembly; retrograde protein transport, ER to cytosol; autophagosome maturation. Gene Ontology annotation, molecular function: ATP binding; ATP hydrolysis activity; polyubiquitin modification-dependent protein binding. Lineage: Eukaryota; Viridiplantae; Streptophyta; Magnoliopsida; Solanales; Solanaceae. The record is from RefSeq and is a predicted model, not a curated record. The coding region runs from base 201 to 2630 and encodes 809 amino acids.
GAAAAGUUGCAUCGUAUAUAGUCUAAUAAAAAAAAAACAAAAGAUUUCUUUGAUAACAAGAAAUAGGAUACUCCUAUUUAUAUAACUCUUCGUUUUCCCAAUCCCCUACAAAUUCGCACAUAUUUUUCUCUUAUAAAUUUAUACCCAAACAAUUCAACAGCUCAAAAAAACUCGCUUAAUCAAUUUGUGCAAAAAUCAUCAUGACUAACAAAGCUGAAUCUUCCGAUUCGAAAGGGACAAAGAGGGAUUUUAGUACAGCAAUUUUGGAGAGGAAGAAGUCACCGAAUCGACUUGUUGUAGAUGAGGCAACCAAUGAUGAUAACUCUGUUGUUGCUCUUCAUCCUGAUACUAUGGAAAAGCUUCAGCUUUUUCGUGGUGACACUAUCUUGAUAAAGGGUAAGAAGAGAAAAGAUACAAUCUGCAUUGCCCUUGCUGAUGACACCUGUGACGUGCCGAAGAUUAGGAUGAACAAGGUUGUCAGAAAUAACCUAAGGGUUCGACUCGGUGAUGUUGUCUCUGUGCAUCAGUGUCCUGAUGUCAAGUAUGGCAAGCGCGUACACAUUCUUCCCAUUGAUGACACUAUUGAAGGAGUCACGGGGAACCUCUUUGAUGCUUACUUGAAGCCCUAUUUUCUUGAAGCAUACCGACCAGUGAGGAAGGGUGAUCUUUUUCUUGCAAGGGGAGGCAUGAGAAGUGUAGAGUUCAAGAUUAUUGAGACCGAUCCUCCUGAAUACUGUGUUGUUGCCCCUGAUACCGAAAUAUUUUGUGAGGGUGAACCUGUGAGUAGGGAAGACGAGAAUAGACUAGAUGAAGUUGGUUAUGAUGAUGUAGGUGGUGUGCGUAAACAAAUGGCUCAAAUAAGGGAGCUUGUUGAGCUGCCACUAAGGCACCCACAACUCUUCAAAUCUAUUGGUGUCAAGCCUCCCAAAGGGAUUCUGUUGUAUGGACCUCCUGGUUCUGGAAAGACUUUAAUAGCCCGAGCCGUUGCCAAUGAGACUGGUGCAUUCUUCUUCUGCAUUAAUGGCCCAGAGAUCAUGUCAAAAUUGGCAGGAGAAAGUGAAAGCAAUCUCAGGAAAGCCUUUGAAGAAGCUGAGAAGAAUGCACCAUCAAUCAUUUUCAUUGAUGAAAUUGAUUCAAUAGCUCCGAAGCGUGAGAAGACAAAUGGAGAGGUUGAGAGGAGAAUUGUCUCCCAACUUUUGACACUUAUGGAUGGACUUAAGUCACGUGCCCAUGUAAUUGUUAUGGGUGCCACCAACCGCCCCAAUAGCAUUGACCCUGCCUUAAGAAGGUUUGGUAGAUUCGACAGGGAAAUAGACAUCGGUGUUCCAGAUGAAGUGGGGCGUCUUGAGGUGCUUCGUAUCCAUACAAAGAACAUGAAGCUUGCUGAAGAAGUUGAUUUAGAAAGAAUUUGUAAAGAUACGCAUGGUUAUGUUGGAGCCGAUUUAGCAGCUUUGUGUACCGAGGCUGCACUUCAAUGCAUCAGAGAGAAGAUGGACGUGAUAGAUUUGGAGGAUGAGACCAUUGAUGCAGAGAUUCUGAACUCUAUGGCUGUGACAAAUGAGCACUUCCAAACUGCUCUAGGGACAAGCAAUCCUUCUGCCUUGCGUGAAACUGUUGUUGAAGUUCCCAAUGUUUCAUGGGAGGAUAUUGGAGGUCUUGAGAAUGUCAAGCGUGAGCUCCAAGAGACUGUUCAAUAUCCAGUGGAACAUCCCGAGAAAUUCGAGAAGUUUGGUAUGUCUCCCUCAAAGGGAGUUCUUUUCUACGGCCCACCUGGAUGUGGGAAAACUUUGCUCGCGAAGGCCAUUGCAAAUGAAUGCCAGGCCAACUUCAUCAGUAUCAAGGGUCCAGAACUGCUUACCAUGUGGUUUGGAGAGAGCGAAGCCAAUGUUAGAGAAAUAUUUGACAAGGCCCGCCAGUCUGCUCCAUGUGUCCUGUUCUUUGAUGAAUUGGACUCAAUCGCCACACAGAGAGGAAGUAGCUCGGGAGACGCUGGGGGAGCUGGUGAUAGGGUUUUGAAUCAACUCCUCACUGAAAUGGACGGCAUGAAUGCUAAGAAGACUGUGUUCAUUAUUGGUGCAACCAACAGGCCAGACAUUAUUGAUCCUGCUCUUUUGCGGCCUGGUCGUCUUGACCAAUUGAUUUAUAUUCCUCUCCCUGACGAAGAUUCUCGUAACCAAAUUUUCAAGGCAUGCCUGAGGAAAUCACCUCUUUCUAAGGAUAUCGAUCUAAGAGCUCUAGCUAAGUUUACACAGGGCUUUAGUGGAGCUGACAUUACAGAAAUCUGUCAACGUGCUUGCAAAUACGCUAUCAGAGAAAACAUUGAGAAAGAUAUUGAGAGGGAGAGAAGGAGAAGUGAGAACCCUGAAGCAAUGGAGGAAGACAUUGAAGACGAGGUACCUGAGAUCACGCCUUCUCAUUUCGAGGAAUCAAUGAAGUACGCUAGGAGGAGUGUCAGUGACGCUGAUAUCCGCAAGUACCAGGCUUUUGCUCAGACAUUGCAACAGUCUAGAGGUUUUGGUUCUGAAUUCCGAUUCUCGGAAACCAGCACAGCAGGGACCACUGGCACUGCUGCUGCUGACCCCUUUGCAACUUCAACUGGUGCAGCAGAUGAUGAUGACCUGUAUAGUUAGGUUGUCCAAGUUUUUAUUUUCAUAUUUUGCAUACAUUGUGCAACUCUGUGAAAUGGGCUCCUAUUUAUUCAGCUGAUGAAAAACUUUUGAGUAGCAAAUUGGAAUCUCUCCUUUGAUAUGCUCUAAAAGUAUAAUUUAUGUUUGGAUCUUUUUGUUCUCACCUUGUAAUUUAUUUAUAUUUGGAUCCUUCCAUAUUUGUCGUUUAUAAUUCAGUUUUUUUAUA